GUACUUUUAGCUUCCCCCAUUCUGCAAAGCCACUCAACCAUGUGCUAGCUGGAGUAAUCUUUAUUCACGAUGUCUUUACAAAGGCUCAUGCAACAGAGAAGCAAUGGCAAUUUGUUGGACUACUGCGCUGGUCCAGUGUAUAGCUCUUACCCCACACUCACAGGCAGCCUUACAAUGGACGAUAACAGGAGGAUUCAAAUGCUGGCAGACACCGUGGCUACUUUGCCCCGGGGACGAAAGCAGCUUGCUUUGACCAGAUCAAGUUCUUUAAGUGACUUUUCCUGGUCUCAAAGAAAGCUUGUUACUGUGGAAAAGCAGGAUAAUGGAACAUUUGGAUUUGAAAUUCAGACUUACAGGCUCCAGAACCAGAACACCUGCUCCUCAGAAAUGUGCACUUUGAUCUGCAAGGUAGAAGAAGACAGCCCGGCUCACUGUGCCGGCCUGCAAGCUGGUGAUGUCCUUGCAAAUAUCAAUGGCGUGAGCACAGAAGGUUUUACUCACAAACAAGUGGUUGACCUGAUCAGAUCGUCAGGAAACCUGCUAACGAUAGAGACUCUUAAUGGAACAACUAUUCUCAAAAGAACAGAGCUUGAAGCAAAGCUGCAGGUUUUAAAGCAAACUUUGAAGGAAAAAUGGGUGGAGUACAGAUCUCUGCAGUUACAGGAACAGCGCCUGCUUCAUGGUGAUGCAGCUAACUCCCCAAGCUUGGAAAACAUGGACACGGAUGAUUUGUCCUUGUUUGGAACCCUGCCUGGGCCAGCCCCAGCCCUUAUGGACCGGAAUCGACUGUCCAGUGAGAGCAGCUGUAAGAGCUGGCUGAGCUCCAUGACAAUGGACAGUGAGGAUGGCUACCAGACGUCGGUGUCCGAGGACUGGAGCAAGGGCACCUUCAGCCGGCAAACAAGCACAGACGACGAGUGCUUUGUCCCCAAGGAUGGGGAAGACUUUCUGAGGAGGUCUUCUUCGAGCAGAAACCGCAGCAUCAGUACCACCAGCAGUGGGUCCAUGUCCCCCUUGUGGGAGAGCAACUUCUCAAGCAUGUUUGGGACCCUGCCCCGAAAGAGCAAAAGGGGAAGCGUCCGGAAGCAACUGUUGAAAUUCAUUCCUGGUCUUCAUCGUGCCGUGGAAGAGGAAGAGAGUUGCUUUUGACGGGUUAUGGUGCCUUUCGGAUUAGCUCAUUUCACAAAUGUCUCUAGAAUUGUGUAGGUCAACUCCACUUAGCUUGGUGGGAAAGUGCGCAGGAAUUGUGAAACUGACAUCCUAUUUCACAGCAACAGUGACCUUUAUUUAAACUUUUAUAACAUUGUUUUUGCUUCUUAAAUCAUUUUUCAAUCAGAACAGCUCAAGUACUAAACGGACAUUAGGGAAAUUAAGUAACAAGUUGGAUAAUAUAACUAAUUCAAGUGCCUGCUCAUUCUAAUGCUGCCUGUGAAUGCAAAAAUAGUAUUUAUUUUCUAGAUUAUCCAUGUUAAAAAUUGAGAACUUUUUGGAGUCAAGUGUGAAUAAGGGAAUGACAGACUACCAUAAUCUAGACUACCUCCCAUAGGUUAAUUGGUAGGUUACAAAACCGUAGCCUGCGGGGAGGCUUAAUAAUAGACAAUAUUGAAUGUUACUGUUCAGAUCUAUGAAGUGUUAUAAACAAAGAUGACCACUUUUUCUCCUGUCCACAGUGAAAAUAAAGCAGAAAGCGUAAGAGUUAAUGUGAGAGGUUAAGCUUCCCGAGAACCAUGGAAAGAUGUGGGCUGAGAUGGGUGCUGAAGGAGAUUAUAAGGUCUUUUUUAUAAGCAGUCUAAACAAAAUGGGAGGGAAUCUCAUUCUUCUUGCCUGAUUCAACUUUUAUAUUGCCUGAACAUUGAUGAAAAGUCUAGAACUCUCAGGAUUCUACAGCUUUGUGAUUAUUUUUGCUACAAAUGUCUAAAACUCAAAAAGUGAGAGCCAGGAAAGUAUUCUCUUCCUGUAGAUCUUUUUUUCACAUUGCUCCUCACUUUGUAUUAUAUAUCCUGAAUAGUUAUCACCGCAGCAUUCUUUUGCCCAUUAGUUAGG
Molecule: messenger RNA, 2043 nt
Organism: Galeopterus variegatus (Sunda flying lemur)
Lineage: Eukaryota; Metazoa; Chordata; Mammalia; Dermoptera; Cynocephalidae
Gene: CYTIP
Product: cytohesin 1 interacting protein
Exons: 8
Coding region: 70-1149 (359 amino acids)
Biological process (GO): regulation of cell adhesion
Cellular component (GO): cell cortex
Molecular function (GO): protein binding
Source: RefSeq, a predicted model, not a curated record